AAAUCAUCCUUCCUUCUUACUGUAUUCACCGCAGCAGCAGCAGCUUCACUGCCAGCACUGAGAGGAAAACGGACGAAGUGGCCAACAUCCAUCUGACAUCUUCAUCCACCAAAGGUGUCUUCAAGAAAGAUGGCUGGUCUCUGCUGGAUGGCCGUGACGCUCGCCUUCUUCCUGUCUGCUCAACACAGCGUGGCUGCUGUGGACCAGAACAGACUUACUAAAAUUGUUGAUGGCGUCUUGGGACUGUACGGAACAAAGGGCAUGUUCAGUCUGGCUGUCCGGAUCCCAGAUGACCAGAACCAGAACAUUCAGAAUAUCCUCCAGACCCUCUCUGAAAGUGAUCCUGUCAAGCCUGUGAGGGAAAAGUUCACCAAAAACGAGGUGUACGUCGGCAAAAGGUUGGUUGCAGCCAAAGUCCUGAAAAAACAAAGCAGAGGAGCUGACCAUGCAGAGUCACGAGUUGUGGCCCACCUGCAAGGACUGUGGGACAUUCAUCAGAAUGUAAAAGAAAAAAAUCAAAAUGAGGUUAAAUCUGAAAUGUUGCUUUUCUAUGUCUAUGCCUCCCCAUGUGUUGAAAAAUGUACAAACAGCAGGCAUCGUGACAACAUUCUCAACAGGAUAGGUCUGAUUAAGAAUUGGCAAAACUAUGCUUUUGUGUUUUCUAAAAUAUUCAAACCCAGAGUGGGCAAGCCCAAUACCCCUGAAGACCUGAAACAAGCCCUUGAGAGGCUUGGGGGGGCAAUCGGGCUGGUAAACAUAUACCGUUGUGACAAACAAGAUGGUCAGAUGCAGUGCAGAAGCUGCUCUGCUGGAGGACAGGUUGAUGAAUAUUGUUUUUCCGAUGAAGUUAAUUUUUCCAACCCUGAUGAUGAUGCAACUGCACCUGGGACAUCCAUACAGCCUCAACCAGGUAGCAGUUACUCCCCCUCACGUAGGCGAAGCAGCAGUGUCAAUCCAAGCGCAGGGGUUUCCACAAAUGUUGACAGUAACACAGAAGGAGGUCAGGGUGGCAGCGGAGGGGGCAAGCGCAGACGAAGGCGUAACAGGCGCAAGAAGAAGCAAAAUACUAAUACAGGUGACAAUGUUGCCCUGUCUCAAAAUGGCCAAAGUACAGAUGCUGAUCAUAACACAGGAGGCGGUCGGGGCAUCGGGGGCAAAGUCAGAAAAGUUGGUGGGCGCAGAGUAUGGAAAAAACAGAGGAAAGGUGGGAACGAGCAGAAGAAGAAGCAGGCACAGACGAAGAAGAAAAAGCAGGCAAAUAAGAGGAAGAAAACGUCAAGCAGAGGGAAAACAGGAUGGAGCCAGAAGGUACCAUGGAGGGUUAAAAAGAACACUGAGAAGAAGCAGAACACAAGGCCGAGACGCAACAAGAAGAAAAGGAAGAUCAGGGGCUAAAGACAGAAGUAUGGAGGACAGUGCAGGACGAGCUUAAAAAAUCUAUGCAUAAACUUUGCCAAAUGAACUUAAUAAAUAGACAAGUUUUCUGUUUUAAUGUGUAAUUAUGAAGUACAUGUUGGUAGCACAAUGUCACGGUUACAGAACAGUGACAACUUCUGCGUUUAGUUCAGUUCCCCUUAAGCUUCUCAUUAACUUCAGCAGCUGCAGAGUCUUCGUGUGUUCAGAAUGUGAUCCAAUGAGAGAUUGUGUUGUACACAUACAAGUACACACAAAAGAAUCAGCAGCACUGAUACUUUAUGAAUAAACUGUUCACCCCUCACUUUACAUCGUCUCUUGUCAAAUACUGAUAUCUGAUGAUGAUCUCAUUCUGAAUUUCUGUUCUUUCUGAUUAAAGCUUGGCUCAGCAUCA
This is a messenger RNA of Scatophagus argus, 1807 nucleotides long. RefSeq lists its product as uncharacterized. Lineage: Eukaryota; Metazoa; Chordata; Actinopteri; Scatophagidae. The record is from RefSeq and is a predicted model, not a curated record. The transcript has 3 exons. The coding region runs from base 130 to 1395 and encodes 421 amino acids.